Messenger RNA from Thermothelomyces thermophilus ATCC 42464, 1637 nucleotides. RefSeq lists its product as uncharacterized. Gene Ontology annotation, cellular component: fungal-type vacuole membrane. NCBI's taxonomy places the organism in Eukaryota, Fungi, Ascomycota, Sordariomycetes, Sordariales, Chaetomiaceae. Gene Ontology annotation, molecular function: transmembrane transporter activity. Bases 85 to 1548 code for a protein of 487 amino acids. The record is from RefSeq and is a predicted model, not a curated record. Gene Ontology annotation, biological process: transmembrane transport. The transcript has a single exon.
AUUUAGGAGCAGCACAGCACGACCACGUCCGGUCCGCCGUCACUCCGGGAGCCAAGCCGGCCCCCGAGCGCGGCGGCCGCCGCCAUGGAGAAAGAAAUGGAAAAAAAUGUCUACAUCUCCGAAUCCGACCAGACCGAUGGCGAGCUGAUCGGCCAGUCGCCAACAGAUGAUAACACGACCGAUGAAAAGACGAAGAUAGCCACUUCCAACGGUAUCACCGGCACAGCUCGCCCAGAUGUCGCUGAAGCUGCCACCAAGACGGAAGGAGGAGAAGCGGUAGUAGCAGAGGGUGCAGCUAAUACUACUGCUGCUGCUACUACUGCCGCCCCCACAGCGGACACGGUACCCGAUGGAGGGCUUGUGGCGUGGCUGCAGGUCGUCGGGUCAGUAGCCAUCCUGGUCAACACUUGGGGCGUCAUCAACACAUUCGGCGUGUUCCAGGCGUACUACGAAGCGGAGCUGCUCAGGGACCACUCGUCGUCUGAAAUCUCGUGGAUCGGGUCGACCCAGGCGGCCCUGCUCUUUGUGGUUGGCGUCUUCGCCGGGCCGCUCUACGACGCCGGCUUCUUCCGGCACCUGCUGAUCACGGGCCUGUUCCUCAUCGUGCUCGGGCAGUUCAUGACGUCGCUGUGCACGGCCUACUGGCAGGUGAUGCUGGCGCAGGGGAUCGCGAUGGGGAUCGGCAUGGGCAUGACCUUCCUGCCGUCGGCGGCCAUCAUAAGCCAGUACUUCUUGCGGCACCGGGCGCUAGCGCUCGGCCUGUCGAGCGCCGGCUCGCCCGUCGCCGGCGUCGUCUUCCCCAUCCUCUUCGACCGGCUGCAACGGCGCGCCGGGUUCGGCUGGGCGACGCGCGCCAUCGCCUUCAUCCUGCUGGGCAUGUCGGCGAUCCCCAUCGCCUGCAUGCGCACGCGGCUGCCCCCCUCGGCGAGGCGGAGGUCGCUCAUCGACCGGAGCGCCCUGCGCGACGUGCCGUACGUGCUGUACGUCGUGGGCGGCGUCUUCGCCUUCCUGACGCUGUACGUGACCUUCUUUUACAUCACGCUGUUUGCGACCUCGCGCCACGUCGCGAGCGACAGCUUCGCCCCCUACCUAGUCACGCUGCUCAACGCCGGAUCGGUUUUGGGGCGCAUCAUCCCGAACGCGCUGGCCGACCGCUACGGGUCGAUGAACCUGAUGAUCGUGUGCAACUUUGUCUGUGCCGUCUUGGCGUUUAGCUGGCUGGGCAUCCGUAACCUCGGCGGGGCCGUGGUCUACGCGCUGCUCUACGGCGCCUUUUCUGGCGGCGUGGUCAGCCUCAUGCCGAGCGUCAUUGUCGGGCUCUCGCCGGAUAUGGGGCGCGUGGGUGCUCGAUUGGGCAUGGCCUUUCUGGUCAUGGGCAUCGCGAUCCUUGUGGGGACCCCGAUUGCCGGGGCGAUCCUGGGGAGCGAGGAGAAUCCCGAGUGGUUGGGUACCAGGUUAUAUUCCGCGUUUGGGCUCCUCGUGGCCACGGCCUUGUUCUGCACCUCGAGGGUCCUGGUGUUUAAGCGGAAGAGGGGCUGGAAGGCUUGAGCUGGGCGACCGUGCUCGCUGUCCUCCGGUGCGCCAUCUUAGCGUUCAUAUAAUUAGGGUUGUUUUUUAGACCCCGGUAGAUAAAUUGA